AUGUGUGGUGAAAAACAAUCUAUAAAAAGACAUUACGGACUUGGAAAUGGUCUAGAAUGUAGGAAACAUGUACAGAAAUUGAAUGGCAUUAGGGGUGAACUUGAUGAAUGUAAAAGUUCACAAAGUAUAAGCACUGGGGAUGAAGAGAGCGAGAACGAAAAUAAUACAACAAUAGCACCAAAAAUUACUGCCUCAGUUCAAAAUAAACAAAGUAAAUGGUCAGAUUUUGUGGAGAAUACUGCUGAAAACUUAGAAGUACCAAAUAAUGAUGAUAAAAUGUAUCUUAACCAUACAGAAGUGGUUUUAGAAAUGCCCAAAAAACGCCGAAAAAUAUUAGGUAAAAGGAGUAUUAAAAAUGAAAAUAAUAGAACAUGUUCUAACACUAGUGACCUUGUAGAAUCAAAUGAGAAUGACAUGCUCACCGAACUACCAAAACAUGAACCAUGUCCAAGUUUCUCUAGAAUGCAGGAAAGUAAUGUUAUGAAAAGAACCUUUACACCACCAAUAAAAAAUAAUAACUCUCCGACAAAAAUUGAAACUCCGUUUAAUACUAAAUGGAAUGAACUUGAUAAUGAAUCAGACAAAAGUACUUUCAAGACAGAACAACCUCUUAGCCAAACAAAUAAUGUGAUGAAAAUUAAAUAUAAACCACCAGCAAUUAAUAAAAACUCUAAAUGGGCAAAGUUUGCCGAAGAUAGUGAUCAUGAAGAAAAUGACGUAGAGACUCCUGUAAAUACUCAAAGCGAUCCUAAAACGUUAUUCUCAUUAUGUGACGAUAAUGAUCUUGAUGAAUAUCUUACAAUUUAA
This is a messenger RNA of Ostrinia nubilalis (European corn borer), 807 nucleotides long. Its product is annotated as MRN complex-interacting protein-like. Gene Ontology annotation, molecular function: chromatin binding. Bases 1 to 807 code for a protein of 268 amino acids. The transcript has a single exon. The record is from RefSeq and is a predicted model, not a curated record. Gene Ontology annotation, cellular component: nucleus. Gene Ontology annotation, biological process: mitotic G2 DNA damage checkpoint signaling. NCBI's taxonomy places the organism in Eukaryota, Metazoa, Arthropoda, Insecta, Lepidoptera, Crambidae.